Tachysurus vachellii is the source of this 1409-nucleotide messenger RNA. Its product is annotated as 1-phosphatidylinositol phosphodiesterase-like. The coding region runs from base 138 to 1040 and encodes 300 amino acids. The transcript has 3 exons. NCBI's taxonomy places the organism in Eukaryota, Metazoa, Chordata, Actinopteri, Siluriformes, Bagridae. Gene Ontology annotation, biological process: lipid metabolic process. Gene Ontology annotation, molecular function: phosphoric diester hydrolase activity. The record is from RefSeq and is a predicted model, not a curated record.
AAGCAUGAUUAAUGACCUGACAAAAGGUUUUGCAUACACACAAUGUCUUUUGUUGAAAGGCUGUGAAAUCUAACAGCACACACAUUUAGCUUUACUUUCUCAGCUGGACUGGUGUGAGACUCAUCUCAUCGUGAAACAUGAAGAAAACGAAUGUCGACCCGAUCCUCAUCGUCUUACUACUUAGUCUUUUAAUUCCUGGAAAUACAGAAAGUGGCAGUUUGGCUUUUAACGAUAAGCCUCAGCUCGUUCUUCCAGAGUCCUACAAUAUUGGCUGGAUGAAGGAGCUGGAUGGUGACACUCUCCUGUCUGACAUCACCAUUCCUGGAACGCAUGAUACCAUGGCACUUCAUGGAGGACCAGCGGCUGAGUGCCAGGCUUGGAUCCUGGAGGACCAGCUGAAGGCAGGGAUCCGCUACCUGGACCUCCGUGUGUACGCUUACGAAGACACGCUGUACCUCAUGCACGGGAUCGUCUAUGAACACUCCACAUUCAUCAAGGCUCUCACCGCACUCAAGGCCUUCCUGUCGGAGUUCCCAAGUGAGACGGUUCUCGUCCGACUUAAACCCGAUUUGUUUGAUAAAAGUAAAGUACAGGAAUUGUUUGAAAAGCUGAUCGAGGGUGACAGCAAUGUCUGGGUGAAGUCUACAAUACCACGACUGGAUGAAGUAAGAGGAAAGAUCGUGUUUAUACAGGAAGGAAGCUUUUUGCUCGGAUUGCAACUGAAGGAAACUGACAAGAAAGGGGACUACAAGGUCACUCACAUUGAGGACAAGGAGAAAAUAACCCUUCAGAACCUCAAACUAGCCAUGAAGGAGUGUGGAGGAAAUUCUGUCGUCCUCACCUAUUCCAGUGGCACGGGCAUCGGCACGUUUAAAGGCAUGUUUUUAACCCCCAAAAAAGUGGCGGAGAAGAUCGACCCAUGGCUGUACGAUUACCUACAAAUGCUGAUUGCUGAAGGAUCUGCACUGUGUUUCGGGGUCAUAGCCAUGGACUUUCCAGGCUUUGACCUCAUACAAACGGUCAUCAUGUUUAAUAAAUAGCUUCGCAGGUUUGCUUGAAAUUCUAAUGAAAAUUAAUGGUUUGCAUAUUUCCAAAUAAAGAUUCAAUCAUCCAUUGAUCUCUUUUUUCAAAUAAAUCUGUUAAUCUUGUCUUACCUUACCUUACCUUAGUAAGAAUAUAUAUAUAUAAUUAUUAUUUUGAUCAUAUGAUUGUAUUGAAUUCAGAAUAAAGUGGCAGCAAAAUGAAAAGUAAAGUGAUUUCUCCAGAAACUAUUUAUCUACUACACUUAAAUAAUGAAGUAAGUGUUACAGGAUGUAAUGGAUCAUGCGAUCGACAGUUGAUUGCUCAUGCCUUGUUGUUGGUUUGCGGCUAGCUUGCUGCUCUGUUGUCAAUACAAUUGCUGAGUUACA